AUGCCUCAUAAAACUUUCCAUGAAUUGAACCCAAAUCCGGAAUCAAGAUACGAACUCAUACCUAUAGCAUCAACGCUAACGAUUGACUCUGAGAUCGAAACAUUCGUUGAGAAAGAGGACCAGUAUACUCAGCUCAGAACGAAGCUCAAAAUGAAUGAUUAUCAAGAAGUCAAACAAGCGAGGCAUGCUUUGCCUACGAGAAUGGAGAAGCUUUACCUGGGUGUUGCUGCUUUCGAAGCUAUUACUAUCACUGGUAUAGCAUUUGGGGUGUUUGGGUUAGUACAGGAGAACGUUCAAGCUCAAGGAGCAAAAGUCAGGACUGUACCUGUGUACUUAGCGGUUUUUAUCAUGGCUCAAAUAUUCUCCGUCUUGUAUAUAUUCGAUGGUCUCCGUGCCAGGAAUAUCGUUCAGCUUAUCAUGCAUCUUUUCUUCAAUAUCUGCAUGCUAACAUAUUCCAUCCUUCAAAUACCUCAAACGAAAGAUGCUUUAGGUGAUGAAACCGCCCCUGAUGCUUGUGGGAAAUAUGAAAGGUGUACAGGUCCCGACUCGCUCUAUAACCUUUUGGAGAGACUCAUGAUUGUUCCUCCAAUCAUUUUCGGUUUAUGCACUAUAGCAUUCUCAAUCAUGAUUAAAUAUGUUCAUGCUCAGUUUGGGUGGGCAGUAUUUCAUUUAGUAGGAGCAUCACCUGAGCUCAAGCGGGCUCAUAGACAUUAUCAAGCCAUGAUCAGUCUUCUAAAAAUGCUCCUAUUUUUCGCAUUGGCUUUUUGCACUGCCAUGCUUAUUCUCGCGACGGCAUGGGACGCUAGAAGAGCUGAAUUUAUCAUCACCAUCAUAGCUUUUCCAUUGGUCAUAAUUUUCAUGUUGGGUUGUGGAUGGGCACUCAGAAAGGAAAACAAGCCGGUAAUGGCUGCGUGUUUGGUACUCAUGGUAGCUGGGAUAGUCUACUUCAUUUACAAAUUGGCUACCCUGUGGUUACCUCGCACGCAGGGACUGUACAUUAAUACCAAGAUCACCAUGGCUAUCUUCUCCAUCUUUUCGAUCAUCAUUUUGGUAGCCACUUUUACUCUGUCGCUAGUGUGCAUAAACGAUUUUGGUAAAGGGUUGAUCGACGCUCAUAAGAACCCCGCAAAUAGGACGAGCUUGUGGAGUCUACCAGCGAAUGCGAGACUCGAGAAAAAGAUGGAAGAAGCUGAACGCACAAGGAGCGAAGGUGACACACCGAUGCUAGGGACGGAAGGCGAGAGGCAACAGAGAUUAGUCAUUGAGUGA
This is a messenger RNA of Kwoniella shivajii, 1269 nucleotides long. RefSeq lists its product as uncharacterized. The record is from RefSeq and is a predicted model, not a curated record. Bases 1 to 1269 code for a protein of 422 amino acids. Gene Ontology annotation, cellular component: Golgi apparatus. The transcript has 13 exons. NCBI's taxonomy places the organism in Eukaryota, Fungi, Basidiomycota, Tremellomycetes, Tremellales, Cryptococcaceae.